CACGAUUGGUGGCGUCCUAUCAUUUUUGUUUUUCAAGGAAUUAAAAAGUGCUGAACUUCACUGCCAUUGCCAUGACUGCGGUAAACAGAGCCCGGAAGGAUCGAACAAUACGACAGUUUACUCCUCCAUUAAAUGAAUCUCCCUACAGAGAACAAGACUUCAGUCCAGCAGUGCGAAAUGCCUGUCUCGCCAAAAAAACAGGAACUGUUGGACUAAAGGUGUCCAAAAUGAUUGUGGUGGGCGAUGUUUCAGUUGGUAAGACCUCCCUCGUCAAUCGGUUCUGCCAUGAAUGCUUUGACCGAGACUACAAGGCAACCAUCGGUGUCGACUUUGAAGUGGAAAGAUUUGAUAUACUUAGUGUCCCCUUCAACUUACAAAUAUGGGAUACAGCUGGUCAAGAGAGGUUUAGAUGUAUAGCAUCAGCUUACUACAGAGGAGCACAUGUUGUUGUGAUCGUAUUUGACCUGAUGGACCCAUACUCAUUGGAGAGCGUGUCCAGGUGGCAUGAAGAAGCUCUAAGGGAAAACAGUGGCUGUGUCCAUCUCUUCCUCGUUGGAACCAAGAAGGAUUUAUGUUCUAAGCAGCAAUUUCAGGAAGCGGAGGAGAGAGGCUUCAAGAUGGCCCAGCAAAUUCAAGCAGAGUAUUGGGUUGUCUCCUCAUUAACAGGCGAGAAUGUCACCGAUUUCUUCUUCCGCGUGGCCUGCAUCACGUUCAACGCGGCGGUCAGUAGGGAGGUGGAUGACAUGGAUCUCAAAUCGAAGAAGAUUGCCGUGUCCACCGGGAGUCACCUCAUCAAGCUUAAUAAACCUGGUGAUUUGGACGCGUCACUGAAUGACAACAAAUGUUCCUGUUGAUGUCCCCACAAUGCCUUCAUAGAUUUCAUCCAACUCGCCGUAAUUGCCUGAGCACAGCAACCUUUUUGUGUCAAUGGACGUGAUUGGCUAGCUGCAUUGAAAUGGUGCAACUUGUUAGCCAAUCAGAAAUUCUUUAAGAGAGCGAUUCAUCCCAGCGGCCUUAAUAGACAUCCACCCAAGUGUUGAUCCUCCAUUCAUCCGUUGGUGCUGACAGUAAUGGCUUGGUUUGUAAGUUAUUUGCAUCUAAUCUACAGUAUGUCUUAGUUGAGACUGAGGGCACAUUUUGUGGCUAGUAGUGGCACACAUGUCUAUGGGAAAUGGCUCCAGAUGCUAGCCAGUGGCCUCCAUUGGCACGUGCGCUAUUUUCAGCCAUAGCCACAAUUCUUAAUUUCUGUGUAUGUAAGUCAAAGGAGUGAAUAUGUAUAGUGCUGUGUCCAGUUUAUAACUGAAUGUACACAGAUCAUGGUUGUGUUUUUGUACUGUCUUAACUUGAGUUGUGAGACAAGCGAAAUUAGCAUGAAUCAUUGUCUCAAGUGACACUUAAAGUGCCCCCACCUGUCAAACAAUUGGCAUUUUUGGCCAAAAGAGAGCACUGUUUGUGGGUGGAGCCGGUAAGUCAGCAAAAAUAGAAAUAAUUCACACUUACCAGAUAGUACAUGGUGCCACCGAGUGUUCACCUCAGAGCUGGGAGCCAAUUUUAGCCUCUCUUGUUGACAUCUUCCACCAAUUGUCCCGGAAUCCAUUGCCUGUCUUUCAUUGGUCACAUUGACAGUUAACAUCGUUAUUGUCCAAAGAAUCUGACCCCAAGUUACCCACGCUCAAAAACUGCAGAAGUAAAAUUGACUGCCUAGGCAGUUUUAGGUGGUGCAAAAUGAAUGCUUUGAUUUGGAAAUACACAUGAACCAUUACUCAUUCUCACGCUUGUACUCACACUUGAGUGCAUUCGUGAAAAUGUACUCAGGAAACUACUCAUUCUCAUGAAAUGUAUUCGUAAGCAAAAUGUCUGUGUACUUGUAUUCAUGAGCAUGAUUGGGAAGUACAGUACCCAGGCACCUACAUGUACCUUUGCUCUCACCAUAUAUGCACAUGCGAGUAGAGGUGCUCGUGAAAAUGUACUCGACUACCACACCGACACAAACAGAUGUCGGCUUUCCCAUGCAGUGCAGAGUAGAUGAGGUAGAGCCUGGCAUGAGCUGCUUUUCUGCACUAUCAAUCAUUGUGAGUUACUCUUGUUCACGGCAAUGUCCGUCAUUAUUUUCCCCCGUCCAGGAACACUGGUUCUAAAGAUAUAAUGCAUGCAUCUUAUUCUGUGUCGUCUUUCAAAUUGGAAACACACUGUUGCAAAUAAUUUCCAAAUCCAUCGCUUCAAAUCUCUUAGGAUAUAUAGUUUCAAUUUAAAUUUUCUUUGCCAUUUUGGAGCACUGGCGAUCGCUAAAUCCUUUGAGCUGUAAUUGGAGAGAUUUUAUUUCCAUGAUUAAGCCCCUAGUUGACACAUGCACAGUCAUGGCCGGACACUACCCACAAUGGUUUGUUUUCAUUUCAAACAAUUCCGUGAAUGACUCAGAGAUCACUAGUGCUCUUAGAUAUGAUGAAUACAAACAAAGCAAGGAUUUUCAUAAAUGUAUCCCUUUUCCAUCUGGACAGGUGUCAAGCAUUAUGUCUAAUGUGUGUGUUGCCUUCACAUACUGCUUACAAGCCAAAGAUUUAAAUGUGUGUUUUAUCUUGAUGUCAUGUGGUACCUAUCUAGUCACGGAUGCUGUAUUCUGAUUGGAUGGUAUUCUUUUACUCAUGUUUAAUAGAUAAGAUUUGAAGGUUUUCAUGGUGAAAGAAACUAGACGAGUAAACUGCUUGCCGUUGCACCAUGUAUCAAUCUCUUGAGUAGGUGUGGUUCUGAGAAGAACCGGGGAAUAACUCAAGUGUACUCUGUCCGUCUUCACCAAUCAUUUUACUCGUCUUCUGAAGUCUAGUUUUGUGUUCCUUAUGCAGGGUUGUUGCUGGAUGUAAUUUAAGUAAAUUUGUGCAAAGAAUACGAGGGUACGGUUCUAGGUUAUAGAGAAUGCAAGCAAAAAUUUAUUCAUAUGGUAUUUGUUUUCUACUUCAGCUGUGUGUGUUUUAGGGAGAGCUUCUCUGAAGAAUCACAUCCAAAACUCAUCCAAGAAAUAUAUCUUAAGUCACAAUGCUUAACACCAAUUGCUCAACUUGUAUCUUGUUGCAUUUAGGCUGGGCCAAGCCUGAUCUUAAUCAGCAUCGAUUAGAAUUUGCUUCAGUCAAUGUAGCCAAGGAGGGCUAUGACACCUUUUAAGGGGUAAUGGACUUUUCCUCUUGAAAACGAUUUGUAGUUACAUGCAAUAUAUCUGGGUCUUGGGGUGGCUAAACUCCAGAGGGUAACUUUUCUUAAUGGGGGAAAUAAAAUUGGUGAAAUAUGAACAAAAUUUCACAUUUUAAUUUUUCGAGAAGAUGCUGACAAUUUUGCAGGUGGCCCAAGCUGCGAAGUUUUUCCUGAGAUACAAUGUAGCUCACAGUUUUCUCUCUGUGAGCUUUUCAAUGGAUAAGAAGCUCUCUGUGCACAAACCCCAUACAGCUUCAGUCCUCCUUGUUGAACUUGGACCAACCAGCUCAGAAAAAUAUGCCAACUUCAAUUCAGAAUGUUAUUUUUAAAAUUCAAAAUUGUAUCAAUAUAAAACAAACACUGCCUUCUGCCAAAUUGUUCAGUACAAUUUACACCGCCAGUUGAGAGUUCUGCAAGAUUUUUUGCCUGUUUCAAAAAAAAAGAAGUUAAUGUAUGACCAACAAUUUGAAGGUGCUUUUUUCAAAAGACAGAGUUUAUAGUUUCUAGGAAGGAUUUGUCUGUGUGCUCAGCUCAAAUUUUUGUUCUGUCAAGUCUGUAGUCACAUGUGCUUAUUAUAGGUGAAGCUUUCUCUGAAACAUAAGCACAUUUGAGCUAGCAAGUCUAGAUACGGCGGGCCGUGACAACUCACUUGUAAUAGAAGAUUUCCAUCUCCCAAAUCCUCAAAGAAAGAUUCACGUUGUGGCAUAUCUCUGUGCCAACAUACCCCUAGCAUUGUAUCUGACGUAACUUAGCAGUGAGCAUUUUAGGUUAGAUUUUGUUCCUUUGAACGGCAAACAAGAGCCAUUUCUUUCAUCUGUGGAGGUUACAAAUUCAGUUCCGUGUCCGGACAUCACUUGACACCCUCUGCACAAACCCCAUGAGACUGGUUUGAAAAAUUCUGAAUAUUUUCUCAGCAAAUUAUUCAAUAUCAGCCCUGUUAAAUUUGAACUUUUAGGACGUUAUUGCAUUGUGAUGGCUGAUAUACCCCUGCAGGGAAAAAUGAGUAAUGUCCGUAUAUAGAACUCUGUGCAAGUUUGGUACUGUUCACCUGGGAACAAUCAUGACUUGAAGCAGGGUGUAGUUACAUGUGGAAUCUAUAGCAUUUAUAUAGCUUUGUAGUAUAUUUCCAAGUGGUGCAGAGGUGAACUAUUUUUAUUCCAGAAAUUAUAUACAUGGUGUCUGUGAACUAUCAAUCUCCAAAUUGAUCUAUUUAAUAUCAUACCCUAGCAAGUUCUUUCGUUUUCAUUCAUUCAUUCCUAUAGCCCCGAUUGUAGUGGCAAUAUUGUACAUGGCUUUCAACCACUUUCCUUUUUUUUUUUUUAAUGUGUGGAAUGUCUAAGGGUUAAGAUGUAACUAUCACACAAUAAUCAUCAAAUCAUCAUCGAUUCCAUCAAGAACUGUAAAUUGCAAGGCCCAGAGUUUAAGUAAAACCUUUUUAAAACUUAUUUCAAUUUUCUGUUUUUUUUGGGGGGGGUGUUAAACAUCAACUGGACUUGUCCUUGGUGUUAAUCUGUGUAUGGCAAACAUGAAGCACAUUGUACUCAAAGCGUGCAUAAAAUGUCAAAAAUUUCAUCAAUUGUGUAGAAAGCAGGUAUUUUUGUCUCAGACCUUGCUCGCGUAAUUGAAAAAAAUGAUUGCCAAAUAGUUUUUAAAGCAUUCUUUUCAUUAUGCUUGAACAACGUAACAGCAAUUAUUGACUAAGUUAUUUGCGUAUGAGUCAUGUUUUAAAAAAAUACCUUGAGCAACUGAAAAUGAUAUUCUCAGUAUAUAUAUUUAAUAUUGAUAGUUUAUUGGUGAAAUAAAAUUUGUCCAAGAAAUUUUUUCCUCCACAGAGAUAUCCUUCUUUCCCUGUCAAGAGCAGCCACUCACAGAGAAGGCUGAAAAUUCUGGAAGCUGUUUUCCCAACAAAGUUUUUAACCGCAAUCAAUGAAUGGUCUCUAAUAUUCAUACACAAAUACAUGUACAUGUAUUUAAGCAGUGCAAUAUAAUAAACAUCCGAGCUACAGUAUUUAUUCCAAUUUUCAUGAAGUUUAAUAAAUAAUUCCAAAAUGUCAUGUUUACUCGACACAGCCACCAUACUGUACCGGCAAGCCAUGCAGAUAUGACAAAGUGACAUAUUCCUUGCACUUCUUAAAGCACAGGUCCACACAUGUAUCCUUUCUACAACAAUUUCUACAGUUACUGAACACAAAACUACGAAGAAAAAUCAAUGGAAACGAGCUUGUGAUAUCUAUUGCAAGUGUACCCACUUUGAAAUAAAUUUUGUUUGUGCAAAAAAGGGGAUUUCUGCCCAACAACCAAUAAGUUCCACUUGAUCCUUAAUCUUAGUGAUGAGAAUCUGUGUGAUCAGUGCACUUAAUGUUUGAUGGGCACUGGAAGGAGAAAUAAUGGAACUCGGUAGCUCGCUCCUCGAAGGCUUUCUUUUCCAGUUUCAGCUGUGUUUUAAGUUUUACAAAGCUGCUGUCAAAUUGUCUUGUCAACUUUUUUGUGACUACUGUUUACUUGCAAAAACAAAUUCUUGAAAUAGUGCUUUUUAAGCAAAUCAAUAUGUGGAUCUCAAAGCAAAUGCAUUUCAGUGGAACUUACAGUGACUGCAUUGUUUGAUACUAGUAUUGCACAUUUUCAGACAUAUGCUACUAUCAACAUUUAUACCCACAGGAAAAAUUCUAUGUACAGUUUAAAUUGUCAAUCAUAUACAUGUAAUCAUUUUCCACAUAUAUAUACAUAAAUUGUGAUGAAUGUGAAAAAUAUUAAAAACCCCAAAACAGAAAUUAUAUUGAGAUUUUCCUUUUAUAAAAUAUACUUGAUUGAAAAUUAUGGAUCACCGAAAUGAUAUAACAUAUUUCAGUCAAAAUUUCAAUAAUAUCACUCCAGUGUUCAAGCUGUUCACUUCAACACAUUGAUAUUGAAGAAUUUUCUCCAACACGUACCAACAGGCCAGUUCAUACUUGCUGCGAAUUAGUGACUUUUAGUUAAAUAUUUGCACUGUGAAUUUGCAUAUGUUGAAUGUAUUUCAACUAGAGCAAAUAUCAUUGCAAACUUUUCUUGAGGUCGAAUUUGCUUUGCUUUGGCAUAAAGUACAAACCAGCCUUUAACUACUCACUAUUCAUUGCACAAAUUCUACAUUUCCACUUCAUAUACGGAAGUUGAAAGACCAGGCCAAUGUUCAUGAACAAAAGCUUACCCAGCUAAUACACCUUGCUAUUAGCAAGGAAAUGCUGAAAACCUUAUUAAGGAAACUCAAGUGUCAUUGCUGCUGUACAAAUGUCCUCACCCAAAGAUCUCAAGCACCAGGGCCACAUUUCAUGGGGUGGUGAGCACUUGAAUUUGCUUAGCGCACGAAAAAGCAGUUUGGUUGAUAUGUCCAGUUGAUAGUUGUUAACCGUUCAAAAACUCGCUGAGCAAUGUUUCCUGCCUGGCAGUUCAGUGAUACUGGCUCCCGGAUUUGAGUACAUUCAGUCAAAAAUGGGUGAUGUGAACUCCUGGCCAUUGGCAGGCAAGAUCUGGUGUAAGCACACCCUCGACAGUCUCUGUUCCUUCUUGGGCCAGUUAACUCAUCUGGUUCAGCCAGAUUCUUCCCUGCUCAGAAAAUUUACGCAAAGCACUUUCAUGCAAUCUGCACAAAAGUCAACUCCAACAGCUACGACACAAUGUACCACUCACUCCACCAAUGACAGCAUCUACUUGGGUUUACAUAUCUAUUCUGCUGCGUGUGCUUGCACAAAAUUCACAAGUAUUACGUCUGACUAACAUAAUUCAACUUCAAAAAA
Molecule: messenger RNA, 6953 nt
Organism: Acanthaster planci (crown-of-thorns starfish)
Lineage: Eukaryota; Metazoa; Echinodermata; Asteroidea; Valvatida; Acanthasteridae
Product: ras-related protein Rab-34-like
Molecular function (GO): GTPase activity; GTP binding
Source: RefSeq, a predicted model, not a curated record